ACGAAAUCAUUGUGAACAGACAGAGGAUCCCGAUCCGUCUAAUGAUCAACAACUAUAAUUGUUUGUUUCCCUUCCGACAGUCCAACUUGUCAGCUUGUAUAAGCUGUAAUGACGAACAAGUGAAGUUCCAGCGUCCCUUUUGAUUUAUGCGGCCAUUUCAGUGGCCAAAAGACCUAAAGCCUCUCCUUUUACGCUUCAAAGACAGGGCAUCCAUUGCUAAAAUCCACGCUAUCAUGAUAUCAUCUGGGACAUUCGACCGUGGAACUUCUUUCAAUGGCCAAUUGGUAGCAUCCUAUAUCCGAAUUGGCGACAUUGAAUCAGCCCGACUAGUGUUCGAUAAAUCGCCCCACAGAGCCGUAGAUGCUUAUAAUGCCAUGAUCAUUGCGUAUUCACGUAAAGUUUGCCCACUAGAAGUGAUUAAACUGUACAAGCAAAUGAAUUUGGAAGGAGCUAGACCCGAUAGCUCUACUUUUACGUUGGCACUAAAGGCGUGUACAAGCUUGUUAGAUUUGGAUAUGGGUGAAAAAAUUCGAACCAAUGCUGUGAAAUGUGGAUAUGAGCAUGAUAUGUUUGUUGGGUCUUCUGUUUUGAAUUUGUAUGCUAAGUGUGGCCAAAUGGAUGAAGCAAUGGGUGUGUUUGAAAAGAUUCCGGGGAGGGAUAUUGUUGCUUGGACGACAAUGAUAACGGGGUUUGUACAAAGUGGUCGAGUGAGUGACGCGAUAUGGAUAUAUAGGCAGAUGCAAAAAGAGGGCAUAGAAGGGGAUGGGGUUGUGAUGUUGGGGUUGAUUCAGGCUUGUGCAAAUAUUGGGGAUACGAAAAUGGGUCUUUCUGUUCAUGGACAUAUGAUUAGGAGGGAUCUUCUUAUUGAUGUGGUGGUGCAAACCAGCCUUGUGGACUUGUAUGCAAAGAAUGGACAGUUGGAGCUUUCUUCUCGUAUGUUUAGGAAUAUGAGUCAUAGGAAUGCUGUUUCUUGGAGUGCUUUGAUUUCUGGCUGUGCUCAAAAUGGUUUUGUUGGGAAUGCACUUGAACUAUUGAAAGAGAUGCAGAGUUUUGGGUUUGAGCUGGAUUUAGUGUCACUGAUGAGUGGACUUUUGGCCUGUUCUCAAGUUGGUUUUUUGAAACUGGGUAGGUCGAUACAUGGAUAUAUCAUGAAAAGGCUUGAUCUAGAUCAAGUUCUUGGCACUGCAUUGAUUGACAUGUACUCAAAAUGUGGAUUCCUUUCUAAUGGCCGUGCAGUAUUUGAGCUGUUAAGUUCUAAGGACUUGAUCUCCUGGAAUACAAUGAUUGCCAGCUAUGGUAUCCAUGGACAAGGAAUGGAGGCUCUCUCACUCUUCCUCCACAUGACAGAGACAGACUUAAAACCAGACCAUGCAACUUUUGCUUCUCUGCUCUCUGCCUGUAGUCAUUCUGGUUUAGUAGAAGAAGGGAAAUACUGUUUUGAUCGCAUGGUAUAUGAAUUCAAUAUUAAACCAAGCGAGAAGCAUUAUGCUUGUUUGGUUGAUCUUUUGGCUCGUGCCGGACGAGUGGAAGAAGCUCGUGAUCUGAUAGAUUCAAUGACAACCGAUCCAGGGAUUGCUGUGUGGGUUGCCCUUCUUCUAGGUUGCCAUAUACAUCGUAAGUUGUUGACUGGAGAGUUGGCAGCAAAGAAGGUUCUUGAGUUGAAGCCAGAUAAUCCUGGAAUUUAUGCUCUAGUUUCAAACUUUUACGCCGCAGCAAGGAAGUGGGAUGAAUUUGCUGGGGUGAGGAAGGUCAUGAAAAAUACAGGGAUGAAGAAAGUACCUGGUUACAGUGUUGUGGAAGUGCAUGGAAAACUCCAUGCUUUUCUUAUGGAAGAUAAGAGCCAUCCCCAAUAUGAACAGAUUGCGGGAAUGUUGGAGAAGCUGGAGCAUGAGAUGACAGCUAUGGGUUAUAUCCCUAACACAGAAUUUGUGCUGCACAAUCUUGAAGAAGAAGUCAAAGUAAAAAUGGUGUGUAGUCACAGUGAGAGACUUGCUAUUGCUUUUGGGCUCUUGAACACAGGGCUAGGAACUAGAUUGCUCAUCACAAAAAACCUCAGAGUCUGCUGGGAUUGCCAUGAAGCAACUAAGUUUAUCUCCAAAAUAGUGAAUAGAGAGAUUGUGGUGAGAGACGUGAAACGAUUUCAUCACUUUAAGGAUGGAGUCUGCUCAUGCGGUGACUACUGGUAAACCCUGAUAUAAGAGCUUACUUUCCCCUUAUUGGGUUUUGCUUGGUUCAAGUACCCAAUUCUCAGGCCAAGGUCCUAUCACCUUUGAUUGAAGAAAUUUUGACUAUUGUAACUUGAUCGUGGCAGAGAGAUGGAUUGCGUACUGAACUUUAACAUUAAUGUAAAGAAACAGCAUUAUGUUUCAUGGACUUAAUCACCCUAUUGAAUCCGAUAGGAUUAUACUUGUGUAUUAAAAUUCCACCAACAUCGUUCUCUGUUUCUUUUUCCAACCAUUUUUGGGUUCAUGCAUAACAAGUUAACAAUGCAGCAUCCAAUUGAAAGAGCUUUUGUUAGAAUCAAAACCUUACUUGUACAUCCAUAACAAAGGCCUGUCAUUUUGCAAGUCUUCGGCUUGAGUAUGAAUUGAUACAAAUUAGAGACGGAGGUUCUUGCAGCCCAGAUCUGCUGAAGUUUUUCUGGAUACUGUUGUAAAAUUUAUCCUUCUUACCCAAACAUUCCAAUCCCAUAGAGUGUCUGAUUCCUUUCUCUGGAAACCUCUUCUGUCAAGAUAACCUGCAGUUGAUAAUGCAUUUGAGAAACUUGAGCUGUCAUGUCUGAGCAGAUGCAGUGGAAGGCAAGGAAGAUGGAAAGUAUGAAGCAAAUCAUGGGGAUUUCCUGAAGUAAUUGAGGUAAAACAGUACAAAUUUUUCCUGGUGGGAGUGGGGAAUUAAUAGUUUGUGAAAUGUAUAACAUCUAGAGUCCCAUAUAUGGGAUUUAUUCUGGAUCUCAUUUCGUGGAGCAUUUGAUCCCACGGGUUUCUCCGAGAUUGAUCGGCAAUUGUAUAAAUUGGGAACGCUUCAAACACUACUCUCCACACAAAAGAUGUACUGGACAUACUUAGAUACAAGAGAUGGGUGAUCAUGGAAACAGUUAAUAAGGCACGUUUCCUCCUCGCUCUUCUCGUGGUGUUCCUUGCCAUGGCUGAGGGAGGAAGGGACGUCUCGAUGAAAGACGAUGUCUACAAUCCUCAGAACUUUUUUGGAAAUGGUUGGUUCCCAUUUUUUCCCUUUUUCCCUCAUUUCCCCUGGUUUGGAGGUAUCCACAAAGCUGAAGCUGGGCAAAACGAUUUGGUGAAACGCAAAGAGGGGGUCUGAGGUGUUCCUAAAGUCUAUGGGAAGUCUGCAGAGGGAUACCCAUGAUCAUAUGAUCCAUGUUUAUGGUAUCCAUGUUUAUGGUACUUAGGCAGGGUAUUUAUGUGCAUAAAUAAUGUCUACUCCUGCUUGUUUUAGUAGUUUUACUA
Molecule: messenger RNA, 3464 nt
Organism: Ilex paraguariensis (yerba mate)
Lineage: Eukaryota; Viridiplantae; Streptophyta; Magnoliopsida; Aquifoliales; Aquifoliaceae
Source: the annotation of a GenBank genome assembly